AUGCCUAUCUAUUGUUCUCGGUCUAAGGAGGUUUCCUUUCUCUUUUUUUUUGUCACUCCCUUCUUUCGCUCUCUCUCUCUCUCUCUCUCUCUCUCUCUCUCUCUCUCUGAUUUCUUCAUUUAUCUUUUUUUAGGCAAUUUCAUUCUCCUACCCUCUUUCUGUUCUGAAUGUCGUGCCUUUUAUUUUAUUGCCACAAACAGGCAGUCAAACAUAAAACAAAUCCCGGCACGAACGUUUGUGCAUGAACCGCAAAACACUUUCAAAAAGUGGCGGUCACACAUGCACACGUGUCCAUUGAAAUGCCCAGAAUUUCCUCUCUUUUUUUUUCCCCUAACUAGCUACCUGACUCUGCUCAUUUCUAUCUAUAUAUCUAAUUAUCUAUUUAUCUCAUUCUGUUCAUAUCUAUCUAUCUAUCUAUCUAUCUAUCUAUCUAUCUAUCUAUCUAUCUAUCUCAUUAUAUAUAUAUAUAUAAGAUAUUUUCUUCUUUAUUCUUCUUUUGUUUCCUGCUUCCGAAGAACUGAUUCCAUCUAUUUCUCGCCUGCAACAUCUGUAUACUUUCCGCCACCCAGAGCUCGUCAUAUCUAUCUAUCUAUCUAUCUAUCUAUCUAUCUAUCUAUCUAUCUAUCUAUGUAUUAA
Messenger RNA from Acanthosepion pharaonis, 636 nucleotides. Lineage: Eukaryota; Metazoa; Mollusca; Cephalopoda; Sepiida; Sepiidae. The record is from the annotation of a GenBank genome assembly.